Molecule: messenger RNA, 4209 nt
Organism: Misgurnus anguillicaudatus (oriental weatherfish)
Lineage: Eukaryota; Metazoa; Chordata; Actinopteri; Cypriniformes; Cobitidae
Biological process (GO): regulation of transcription by RNA polymerase II
Cellular component (GO): nuclear body
Source: RefSeq, a predicted model, not a curated record
ACAGCUCUGUGAUCGUAAGUGGCCGUGUAGAGCCAGAGCCGAUACAGACGUUUGUGUUAUUAGUCCCCGCUCAAUAGGAUGAACGUGACUGGCGCUUAAACGGAAUGUCAGAUUAGCUUGCAGUUGGCAGCAUUCCUCGUUCUUGUUGCCUAUCGCACACGCAACUGAGUGAUAGCCUAAUUUAAAGAUUUCAAGUGAUCAUUUUUUAUUAGAUUCCCAAUCUGGGUUUUCUUUACUAAAACAGAUCACACGUACUGAAACAAAGUGGAUUUAACAGUGGCUACGUGGUUCACCCGCACUCCAAGAUGCUUCUGGUCUCCCAGCGGCUAGACUCACCUCGCAUGGACCCAUUACUGCCUGGAUCCCUAAAGAGGAAAUUGACUGGGGCCGUGGAGAGUUCUGCAUCGUUGAACGGGGUCUCCGAAACGUCUAUGACCCAGGGAGGUGCUAAACGUCUAUGCCUGGAGGAUGUCACCCUGUCCAUGGGCUCCAGUUACCCUCAGCCCCCGUUCCCUUCUGGGAUGGGCAACCAGGGAGGUGUUCUGGAAGGUAACCGACUGAACAGUAACAACAACGGUUUGGGUUCACCAUAUUCUGUACCUCCGAACGCUAGCCCUGGAUCAACUCCCGGGCCUGGGGGAGGCCCAGGAAGCUUGGCAAAUAACUUCAACCCAAAUGGGAGUUCAGCCACACCUUCAGUGGAGCAGGAACUGCAGGAGAUUUUGGAUGAACUUACAAAGAACCCUGAUCCCUCCUUACCAGAGCUUGACAUUGACAAGAUAUUAGGAAAAGAAGGUGAUGACCAGGCAAAUAGUACUGGGGGUUUUGUUCACCCAGAGGGUAACGGGACACCUAAGAGGUCCCCACAGAGACAGUCACAUCUAGAAGCCCACCUCACUCAUUCCCCGGGUUUUUCUCAGGCUGGGUCCCCACAGGUGGGUCCAAGUCCUGCAGGGGCACCGUAUUCCUUACCACACUCUUCCAAACCAGUGCCGUCUCCACUCACAGCAUCACCCAUUUCAUCUUCCUCUUCACAAGGACAGAACCAAUCUCCCAUGCUUUCUGCUGCCUUAUCAAGCCGACCUAACUGGCAUGAGAUGUCCAGGGCCCAGCAUCUUCAGCAGAUGGUAUCAAAUACCAAGCACCAUUCUACCAACAGUGCAGGUCCCACAUCUGGCCAGUCAGGGUUGUCUGGAUUGGGUCAGCAGGGCACUUCCUGGGCUGGUCCUUCUCCACCCUACCGACCAGGGGAUAAAUUACCUAACUCAUCUCCUCAUCAGCAGCCUUUCAGCCCAGCAGGUAACAUUCAGAGUCCCCAGAGCUCGUUAAUCUCUAGCAUGGCUCCAGCCUCAUCCACUAGACCUUCACCACCCUACAGGCCAGAAAAGCUAGCCAGUCCGGCAAUUGCACAGCCUCCUUUCAGCCCCCAGAACAGUCUUCUGUCUGGAAAUGCUCCAUCAGGGGGUUCAGGCCCUGCUAUCCAAGGUUCUCAAGCAAGUUAUCUUGCUGGCGUGGCCCCGACGUCAAGCAGCACCCGACCGUCACCUCCUUACCGACAAGAUAAACAUUCAAGCCCAGCGGGGCAAUGCCAGCCAGGAACACAGCCCCCUACACAAGGACAUCUUUUUAACUCACAAAAUAAUCAAGCACCUGGAAUGUCUAGUCAGCUGUUUAAGGCCAUCACAUCCAACCAGCCACCCAGCAGCAGCCUCAAGCUCCUAAUGCAGGCACAAACAGUACAGGGGAAGCCUUCACAACUGCAACUAAAUAAGACCACCUCAGGUGGUUUGGGUCCAGAACCUUACUCCUUUAAUAACACUAAGCCCUUACGACAUUUUGACCCAGAUCCCUCCGUGGCCAAACUUGGUCCUCUGGCUGUGGCAGCAUACCACAAUGCUAGCAUGCAGCCCACACCACCCACAUCAGCUGGAGGACACACGCAUCUCCUGCCGCAGCGCAUGCAAAGGGCAAUGCAGGCUGGCGCCAUUGUACCUCACUGCAGAGAUGAUCAAAGUGCAGGAAUGGUGCCACACCUUCAGGAUCCUCCAUCAGCAGUGCCACGGCAGACCCAGGGCACCAACUACAACCUGCUUAAGAGUCAGCUGAUAAACAACCAAAUUCAACAGCAACAGGAAAAGCAGAGGCAAUUGGAGCAAAUGAAUGGAGGGCCUAUCACAUUUCAAGGCCCAGGUCGACCACUUCCUCCUGAGUGUGGUGGUUAUGCUAUGGGGGCUUCUCAACAGCCAAAUUCCUCCAUGCUCUCCCACAGCGGUCCUAUACCCACAAAUCGAAUGGUUCUUUCCUCCAACUCGGUCUCUCAGAUGGGUCCGUCUGUUGGAGGAUACAUGUGUGGCAAAGGUUCCAAACAACCCCUCUGCCACCCGUCGCAAGACUUUGGUAUGGCAAUGCAGCCAGGCCAGAGCAUGAUGGGAAUGAGCGGACCUCCACGUCAACCGCUGCACCCAUCUCAUGGUGUGACCCGGCCAGGAAUGCCCUGUCCCAGCUUAUCAGGUGGUCCUGUGCCAACUCACCAUCUGCGGCACGCGUUGCACCAAGCCUCAACUCUUCCCUCACGUAUGAUGUUUCCUUCUCAGCAGCAGCCUUCGUCCCAGUCCCAGCUCUGGCAGCACCAACAGGGGGUGCAACAACACAUGGACCCUGGUAACCACCAACAUCCCUUCCCCAGUGGUGGAGUCCCACCUGGGUGUGGGGGCCCUCAGUUUCCACAGCGAUCCAGCUUAGCAGCUAUGCCAGCCAACUUUCCUCGUCCUCCUCCUAAUCAGGUAGCCCCUGGUCUGGUUGGUAGACAAGAACAGAAGAUGCCCACCAGUCACCCCCUUUCCUCCAUGGCCCAACAAAGCCUCAGGAUCCGAGGUCCGCUUUCUGCUCUAGCUGUUAUGAAGCCUGGGGCUCCCUCUAUGAUGCACACAGCCAAUGCAAUGGCUCCUCCUAGCUACCAGACUGCUUCUGUGAGCAAACAUUGUUCACCUCAUGGCUACGGCCCUGGACACAACUCCGGACAUAAGAUACCGUCUUAUAACUACCCACCACAGCAUCAGAGCAAUGGGGCAAUGACCGGGGGACUGCAAGGGCCUGGGAGGGGACCCGGUGGUGGGGAGGUGGACUUCAUAGACACUCUGGUGGGAGGCAACGAAGACUGGCUCAAUAAUCUCACCAUGAUUGAUGAGUACCUUGAGCAAAACUCUAGGGAUGACAGAUCUAGACAUUCCUAGGGUUGAAAAUCACUACACACAGCGCCUGAACCGGGGGUCAUCGCUCUGUACGGUUCUAAACCGUGUUUGUCAGGGCUAGUACAAGUGAGAAUGUAUUGGUGGAAAUGAUGCACUGCUAAGCCCCCUGAAAUGACUUUGGUGCCCAGGUCUAUAAAAAGAGUUGAAAAGGUGGAGGAGCCAUCAAGCAGGGUUAUUUGAUAAGAUGCCCUUUCAACUGCUCAAAGAUUGCUCUUCCAGUGCUCUUUGCACUAUAUUACAAUAAAAUUGUAAAUUAUGUUCAGUAUUUUAACUUAACUAUCGAGUGAAACACUGAUUUAUGAAUACAUGGCAAUGUAAAGGAAGUUCUCAUGUAUUGUUCUCAUGUAAGACCAGACAGAUACAGUAUGUGUAGCUUUUCAUUCUUGCUAUUUGAAAAGCAUAUUCAGGCUUUUUGUGAUAAACUAUCUGAGGGUAUUUCAAAAGGGGCUUGUCUUGUACAUAACGUAUUUUGUAAAAUAUACCAAAAUGUUGUUUCUUAAACUGUAACAUAUAAAAGAGAAGUACACAUAUUUAUGCUUCUUUCUGCUGGUAAAUUCUUCUGAAUUUCUUUGUAAAUAAAUGCCAAAAUAAUAAAUAAAACAAAGAUGCAAUGAUGUAAAGAUAUAGGCGACACAUUGAAAUUACAAGUGAAGUGUUUACACUGGGAAACUCUUUUGUAAUUUGUAUUAUGCAAGACAGUAUGGUUCGUUUUGGAGUAAUACUAUGUAUUACAAUGUUAAAAAAAUGUUAUGUUUUUGACAUAACUAGACUUCUGGUACUCCAGUCUGGCUCAAGAAAGUUUUGUGUUUUUAUAUCGGAGUACAAUGUUUAUCAGCCUCGUUACAGCAUUUCAUUCUGACAUUGCAGUCCAGAGGUUUUGUUAUUUGUGUCAUGAUGCCAUAGCAUAAUACAUUUUACAUUAGACACCUGUGUAAAAAUCUGACAAAAUAUGAAAUAA